This is a messenger RNA of Schistosoma bovis, 953 nucleotides long. Lineage: Eukaryota; Metazoa; Platyhelminthes; Trematoda; Strigeidida; Schistosomatidae. The record is from the annotation of a GenBank genome assembly.
CGAGGUUGUUUUAGUGUUUCGCUGCGGGUCGUUCUUCCAGGCCUAAUUCGCCGCCAAACUCGAAUAGUCCUGCAAAUUCCGAAGUCUGUUGCACAAUAUAGUAGGCACUAGAGGGUUUUUCGAAUCAUUUGAAAAUUGGCUAUAUUCAGUUACUAGCCCGUGCAUCUACAAAGUAAUUUUACUGCAUUGGAAAUGGUUGACCUAAGUGAAAAGGAUCUUAAUGAUGUUCACGAAAUGUUCCUACUGUUUGACACAAAAGGAGAUGAAAAAAUCGAGGCGAAAGAUAUUGGCGAAGUUGUGCGUGCAAUGGGUCUAAAUCCAACAGAAUCGGACAUUGGAAAAUAUGGCUAUCAAAAUAAUCCAAACGAACGUAUCAGUUUCGAAUCAUUCGUUCCAAUUUAUCAUGGUUUAUUAAAAGAACAAGUGGAAGUGGAUCAAGAAACGUUUAUUGAGUCGUUUCGUGUAUUUGAUAAAGAAGAUAAUGGAUUAAUUAGUGCAGCUGAAUUAAGACAUCUACUAACAGCACUAGGUGAAAAACUACGAGAUGAUGAAGUGGAUGUAUUAUUAUCUGGUUUAGAAAAUAGUCAAGGUCUUGUACCAUAUGAAGCUUUUGUACAACGUGUUAUGAGUUAAGAACAACCUUCAUUCUGAACCCGUAAAUCAUUAAAGUACCCUAUUAAACAGGUUGAUUUUUGAUAAGUUGCGAAAUAAAUUAUCAUCUUUUUUCAUUAUUUUACAACGUCAAGCAAGUUCUAUAAACGAGCUUAUUUAUUUGUUAUAUAUAUAUAUAUAUAUAUACUUUGUUUUGUAACACGACCAGGACUUUGUAUUUGAAGUGAAAGAGAAAAAUAUUUGUUUGAACCGCACAACUUUUUGAUGUAUGUUUCACCUUCCCACUCUCCAGUACAGUAAAACAAUGUGAAGUUUUCAAUUUAAUAUGUGCACUUUCCAAA